Messenger RNA from Saccharomyces mikatae IFO 1815, 1182 nucleotides. It is a transcript of the gene CPT1, whose product is annotated as diacylglycerol cholinephosphotransferase. Gene Ontology annotation, molecular function: phosphotransferase activity, for other substituted phosphate groups. NCBI's taxonomy places the organism in Eukaryota, Fungi, Ascomycota, Saccharomycetes, Saccharomycetales, Saccharomycetaceae. Gene Ontology annotation, biological process: phospholipid biosynthetic process. The coding region runs from base 1 to 1182 and encodes 393 amino acids. Gene Ontology annotation, cellular component: membrane. The transcript is spliced from 2 exons. The record is from RefSeq and is a predicted model, not a curated record.
AUGGGGUUCUUUAUUCCUCAGAGUAGCUUGGGAAACUUAAAGCUUUACAAGUAUCAAAGUGACGAUCGCUCUUUCCUCUCAAAUCAUUUUUUGAGACCGUUUUGGAGAAAGUUUGCCACUAUUUUCCCAUUAUGGAUGGCACCAAAUUUAGUAACCUUAUUAGGGUUCUGCUUCAUUAUAUUCAACGUAUUAACAACUCUUUACUAUGAUCCAUAUUUUAACCAAGAAUCCCCUCGCUGGACUUAUUUCUCCUAUGCUAUAGGUUUGUUUUUAUACCAGACCUUCGAUGCUUGCGAUGGUAUGCAUGCACGUCGUACAGGUCAGCAAGGUCCUCUAGGGGAAUUGUUUGACCAUUGUAUCGAUUCAAUCAACACAACGUUGUCAUUGAUUCCGGUCUGUUCCAUGACUGGUAUGGGUUACUCAUAUAUGACUAUAUUUUCGCAAUUUUCAAUAUUGUGCAGCUUUUACCUGAGUACAUGGGAAGAGUAUCAUACCCAUAAGCUGUAUUUAGCUGAAUUCUGCGGCCCUGUUGAGGGUAUUAUUACUUUGUGUAUAUGGUUCAUCGCAGUUGGCAUUUACGGACCUGAGGUCGUCUGGCACACCAAAGUCGCACAAUUUUCUUGGAAAGAUUAUGUGUUCGAUGUCGAAACCGUUCAUCUGAUGUACGCUUUUUGCACAGGCGCUUUAAUAUUUAAUAUCGCUUCAUCUCAUGGAAAUGUUGUAAAGCAUUAUGAGUCUCAAGCGGACAAAUCUAAAAAUCCAGAAAAAACAGCAGAUGAUAUUAGUAAUGCUGUAAACGGUCUUUUGCCAUUCUUUGCAUACUUCUCUUCAAUUUUUACAUUGGUUUUAAUUCAGCCAGCUUUCAUUUCUUUGGCUUUGGUUUUAUCAGUUGGUUUUUCGGUUGCCUUUGUAGUUGGUCGCAUGAUUAUUGCACAUUUGACUAUGCAACCGUUUCCAAUGGUCAAUUUCCCAUUUUUCAUCCCUACCAUUCAAUUGUUCUUAUACGCGUUUAUGGUUUAUUUUCUAGAUUAUAAAAUGGAAAUGGUAGUUUCGGCUCUAAUUUGGAUGGGAUUUGGUUUAACACUUGCUAUUCAUGGAAUGUUCAUAAAUGAUAUUAUUUUUGACAUAACCACAUAUUUGGAUAUUUACGCCUUGUCAAUUAAACAUCCAAAGGAGACCUAA